Molecule: messenger RNA, 2418 nt
Organism: Neoarius graeffei (lesser salmon catfish)
Lineage: Eukaryota; Metazoa; Chordata; Actinopteri; Siluriformes; Ariidae
Gene: vps26a
Product: VPS26, retromer complex component A
Exons: 9
Coding region: 88-1071 (327 amino acids)
Biological process (GO): retrograde transport, endosome to Golgi; intracellular protein transport
Cellular component (GO): retromer complex; endosome
Source: RefSeq, a predicted model, not a curated record
UCCCAGACUCACACACGGGAGCGCUCGUGCAGUUCGGACUACCAAGCUCUCAUUGGGACUGCAAGAAGGAAAAGCUGACCUGCUGAAAUGAGUUUCCUCGGUGGUCUGUUUGGUCCUGUGUGUGACAUUGAUGUUGUACUCAACGAUGCAGAGAGCAGAAAAACAGCCGAACUGAAGACAGAAGAUGGGAAAGUGGAGAAACAUUACUUAUUUUAUGAUGGAGAGUCAGUUUCCGGAAAGGUAAACCUCAGUGUAAAACAAACUGGCAAGCGGCUUGAACAUCAGGGAAUUCGGAUAGAGUUUGUCGGCCAGAUUGAACUGUUCAGUGAUAAAAGCAACACACACGAGUUUGUGAACCUGGUGAAGGAGCUUGCUCUUCCAGGGGAGCUGACCCAGAAUCGCAGCUAUGACUUUGAGUUCAUGCAAGUGGAGAAGCCAUACGAGUCCUAUGUUGGAGCUAACGUGCGACUGAGGUAUUUCCUCAAAGUAACCAUAGUGAGGAGGCUUUCUGAUUUGGUCAAGGAGUAUGACCUCAUUGUUCAUCAGCUUGCCACCUACCCAGAUGUGAACAAUUCCAUUAAGAUGGAAGUGGGCAUUGAGGACUGCCUCCACAUAGAGUUUGAGUACAACAAGUCCAAAUACCACCUGAAAGAUGUAAUUGUGGGUAAAAUAUACUUUCUACUGGUUCGAAUCAAAAUCCAACACAUGGAGCUUCAGCUAAUCAAGAAAGAAAUGACAGGAAUUGGGCCGAGCACAACUACAGAGACGGAAACUGUGGCAAAGUAUGAGAUUAUGGAUGGAGCACCAGUGAAAGGGGAGUCCAUUCCCAUACGGCUCUUCCUGGCCGGCUAUGACCUCACAGCGACAAUGAGGGAUGUAAACAAGAAGUUCUCUGUGAGGUAUUUCCUAAAUUUGGUGCUGGUGGAUGAAGAGGACAGAAGAUAUUUCAAACAGCAGGAGAUUGUUUUGUGGCGAAAAGCUCCUGAGAAGCUCCGAAAACGCAACUUCCAUCAGCGUUACGAGUCCCCGGAGUCACGACCGAGCCUCUCUGCCGAACAGCCUGAAAUGUGAGCAAGCAGCCAGCCAUGGACACGUUUCCGCAGUGGCCAGUCACAGGAGAGGAGUGCAAAUCCCACCAAACAUGUCCACCUCCACUCCUCACAGCUAAGCGGUGAUCGGCCGUGUCUGUGCCUGCCUUCGCUGUGUCCAAUCCGCCGUCCACAGCAACCAGUUUGUUCACAUUUAAGGACUUCUUCCACACUAUAGAAAGCACUGGAACAGAAGCUAUGAUGUAAAAUCCUGUAGUACAUUUCGGGGCUUGCACUCUUCACUAGAAGAAGUUUGUUUUUUUUAAAAGCACUUGCUUGUUUUUGAAGCUGCAGAUAAAUCAAUGCCAUCCAAGAUAUAAAGGUAUAUAUUGUACUUGACUUCACUUUAGAGAGGAUAUCACUGCAUGCUGGCUGGUUGAAAUGAAUCUUUGGUUAUUAGGUGAAUGUUGGCUGUGGGGUCAUUGUUCAAAAGUCAAGAAAUGAAAUGUGUUCUGCGUGUACCCGGGCUACAGUGCCAUACCAGAUUUUUCAAACACUCUAAUAUGUAAAAAAUAAUAACUUAUUUAGCAUCUAAUCUUUAAGCCUUUAUUGCAAUAGAUAAAGUCUCCCUAUUGUAAGUACUUUUUGGGAAAAAGAAAUAUAGAUAGAUAUAGAAGUGUAUAGCAUUAAAAUAUUCAAUUUUUUUUUUUUUGCAAGAGGCUUUGGAUUUAAAACUUCAAAUCAAAAUGAUGAGUUUCUUUUAGGAUGGAAUUGUGUGCAGUUUAUGAAACGUACAGCCCAUGGGGUGUAAAUGGUUAUGUUCAGAGUUGGCCACAUAGGUCACACUUAAAUAUUCUUUUUCUUGUUGAUAUCACUCAAUCCCAUAGCAGAUCUACAUGCAGGCUGCGCUGCUUUUCAUUUUAGAGUAUUAACUGUUUCCUUUUUUUUCCAAAUACCACAUGCAGCCGUUUCAUCCAUCUGUUUAUAUGUACAAGUAACCAUAAGCUUAUGAUGAAAUGAGUCAUGUUGUUGUAUGACCUGUUCGAGGUUCUGCUAUAACAGCGUUCAUCAAAUUUUCAUUCUGUUGCUAACGUGCCGGUUUUCUCAAAGACGGUGAGAGAAUACAUUCCUUUGGAUGUUGAUUUACCAGCAUACAAGCCGUUAGGGUUAUGAUAAUGAACAAUAUUGACGUUUAUAACUUACAGUACUAUAGGAAUGGCAUUUCCCAUCUGCAAUGGCUGCUGCAGUAAUGCAUUACAAAUAUUAGAAAUGAAGUGAAGCAGAUGAAAAAAUCAGUUGUUAGUGGACCUUGGGGGGGAAAAAAUGUACAUAUCCAGCCUCAAUAUGUUUAUCUGUCAAAUAAAAAAGCAAGUUUAUACUGGUAAACAAA